This is a messenger RNA of Phragmites australis (common reed), 1141 nucleotides long. RefSeq names its product EPIDERMAL PATTERNING FACTOR-like protein 4. Bases 266 to 598 code for a protein of 110 amino acids. Lineage: Eukaryota; Viridiplantae; Streptophyta; Magnoliopsida; Poales; Poaceae. The record is from RefSeq and is a predicted model, not a curated record. The transcript has 2 exons. Gene Ontology annotation, biological process: guard cell differentiation; stomatal complex development.
CCCUCAAACCACCCCACCCACCGCGGCCUCUCCCCGCUCUCAUUCUUUCUCCCUCGGCCCGCCCGAGCGCACGAACACGGUCCAUGCGUGCGAAUUGACUCGCGCGCACACGCCACUCACUCUCUCAGUCAGUCGCUCCCGUCUGCAUCGUUAGCUCGGCCCCUAGCUCGUCAGCUACAGUGCCGCCCUUCGCCUCUGAGCCCGGCGCGGCGGGCGCUGCGUCAGCGUGCACGAGAUCUGGUCGACCUAUCACCCGCGCGUGUCCAUGGGCUGGCCGAGCAGCGGCCGCGGCCGUCGUCUCAGCCUCUCCGCCGCGCUCCUCCUCCUCCUCUUGGCCUCUGCUCUCGGGACGUGCACGUCGGCGACGGGGAGAGGCAGGGCGGAGGAGGAGGACUACUCCUGGGACCCGGUGACGAAGGCGGCGCGUCGGAGGCUGGUGGGGCCAGGGUCGUCGCCGCCGACGUGCCGCAGCCGGUGCCGAGGCUGCCACCCGUGCCGGCCGGUGCACGUCGCCAUCCAGCCCGGCCGGAGCUUCCUCCUGGAGUACUACCCGGAGGCCUGGCGCUGCAAGUGCGGCAACAAGCUCUUCAUGCCCUGACCGACCGGCAACUCUCCCUACGCACAUACUGAGAUGCUUCGCUCACUGAAACUAAGCUAGCUACCAAGCUCUUCAUGGCAACUGGGUCACCAUGGCUGGUGGCUCCACUUUACGCAGGGGGCAGCACUACUACUAGUACUACUGGUGUAGAGAGACAUGGAGAAGCACGGCAAGAAAAGCAGUUCAAUGAGAAGCGGAGACAAGACGAGGAGAUUUACCCAAGAAACAAACCAUGGAUUGAGGGUUCCAUUCUAUCACCUAAUGAUCGGAAGAGCAUUGCUGAGUUCUUGGAGAUUUAUACGAGUGUUAUGUGUUGUAAGUAACUGGUUGUGUGCCGUGUGUACAAAGGGAGAGAUGUCGAUGCCGCCAUUUUGCUGCCCCCCCCCCCCCCCCCAACUUCUGCUUCCUGCUGUUGGUUCUUGACGACGUCCUUUCGGUUCUGGGCUGUACUGAUUUCCCUGCUAUUAUGUGAUCUGUGCUGUGAACUUCUUAACUUUCUGGACAUAGCAUUAAUCAUUUUGUGCUCUUCAAUUGUUCUAGCCA